Pungitius pungitius (ninespine stickleback) is the source of this 7042-nucleotide messenger RNA. It is a transcript of the gene frmd4a, whose product is annotated as FERM domain containing 4A. Gene Ontology annotation, cellular component: adherens junction; cytoskeleton; bicellular tight junction. The record is from RefSeq and is a predicted model, not a curated record. Gene Ontology annotation, biological process: establishment of epithelial cell polarity. The transcript has 24 exons. NCBI's taxonomy places the organism in Eukaryota, Metazoa, Chordata, Actinopteri, Perciformes, Gasterosteidae. The coding region runs from base 757 to 3966 and encodes 1069 amino acids.
CUCCACACAAAGACAUCCACUGUGGACAGAGACCUGAGAGGGCACAGAACGAAACAGGGAGACAGAGAGAGAAAGUUGAAAAAAGAGGGAGGAGAUAGAUGCUGUGUUCUAAUUGCUUAGAGAAUGUGACACAGAAAGAAAUUUAAAAAAAAGAAACAGAUGUGAUGACUUCAUCACUUAGUCGCUUCUUUGACCUUCAGCUUAAGCUUCCUCUUCCUCCUCCACAAAGCAUCCGAAGACAGUGAGACCACCCCCUCUCUCCUCCCUCUGCCAGGGAAUAUGUAUCUCACCCGUGGAUCAUAACUGAGAUCUGAACAGAGGGGACUACAAGGCUGUAGUCUGUCACAAAUCCUCAUCGGGAGAGCUCAACGCACUGAGGAAAACGCCCGCUCUUUUUCGGAAAGAGUUUGAGCAUCAACGCGAAUCCAGCCACGUCCGGUGGAGAUGGUCCUGUUUGUGGAUCCGAUGUGGGCUACAACGGCUCGUUUUGGGAUGCUGUCUUGGACUGAAAAUGAGAGCUGAAUGUGGACAAAUUAGGCUGGACGGAUAGAAGCUAUGGUGGUAUAAUAGUUUGGAGAGUUGGGAUGUCACAUGACUGGCAUGGCUUAACUACCUGAUUUAAGUCAUCUGUCAGCAUCCCUUGAGAACAGCUAAUGUCAGAGAGAAGGAGAACAGAAGAUGAGAGUGUGAGUCUUCAUUUUGUUGAAAAACCUCUUUGUUAUUUUGGCUGGUGUUUUUUGGGGGAUCGGCUAAAGAAUGACUCUUGCAACACGACUGGAGGACUUAGAGGUGACCCUGGAGCACAUGCUAAUGGAUGUCUUCAUGACAGAGGGGAGGCGAUGUCAGGUCCACCUCCUGGACGACAGGAAGCUGGAGCUCCUUGUACAGCCCAAGCUCAUGGCGAAGGACUUGCUGGACCUUGUGGCCUCUCACUUCAACCUCAAGGAGAAGGAGUACUUUGGGAUUGCAUACACAGAUGAAACGGGCCAUUUUAGUUGGCUUCAGUUGGACCGAAGGGUAUUGGAACAUGAGUUCCCCAAGAAGUCUGGUCCCAUUGUCCUCUACUUCUGUGUCAGGUUCUACAUAGAGAGCAUAUCUUACCUGAAGGACAACGCCACUAUUGAGCUGUUUUUCCUUAAUGCCAAAUCAAUCAUCUACAAGGAGCUCAUUGAAGUGGACAGUGAUGUUGUCUUCGAACUGGCUUCCUUUAUCCUACAAGAGGCUAAAGGAGAUUUCACCAGUAAUGACGUUACCAGGUCGGACCUGAAAAAGCUGCCUGCUCUGCCCACCCAGGCCCUAAAGGAGCACCCAUCUCUUGCUUACUGUGAAGACCGGGUCAUAGAGCACUACAAGAAGCUCAAUGGGCAGUCCAGAGGGCAAGCUAUUGUAAAUUACAUGAGCAUUGUAGAGUCUUUGCCUACAUACGGAGUACAUUACUAUGGUGUUAAGGACAAGCAGGGGAUCCCAUGGUGGUUGGGUCUGAGCUACAAAGGCAUCUUUCAGUACGACCACCAGGACAAAGUCAAACCCAGAAAGGUGUUCCAAUGGCGUCAGUUGGAGAAUCUCUACUUCAGAGAGAAGAAGUUUUCAGUCGAAGUUCAUGACCCAAGAAGUAGGGCGUCGGUGACCAGAAGGACAUUCGGUCACAGCGGCAUCGCGGUGCAUACGUGGUACGCCUGUCCUGCCCUCAUCAAGUCCAUCUGGGCCAUGGCCAUCAGCCAGCACCAGUUCUACCUGGACCGCAAGCAGAGCAAGUCUAAGAUCCAUGCAGCGCGGAGUCUGAGUGAGAUCGCCAUUGACCUCACGGAAACAGGAACCCUGAAGACCUCCAAACUGGCAAACAUGGGAAGCAAGGGCAAAAUUAUAAGUGGCAGCAGCGGCAGUCUGCUCUCGUCAGGCUCUCAGGAAUCGGACAGCUCCCAGACAGCUAAGAAGGACAUGCUUGCGGCACUGAGGGCUAGGCAGGACGCCCUGGAGGAAACUCUCAAAAAGAGACUGGAGGAACUCAAGAGCAUCUGCAUCAGAGAGGCGGAGCUGACAGGGAAGCUUCCUAAGGAGUACCCUCUGGAUCCAGGAGAGGAGCCACCCACCGUCAGACGGAAGAUCGGUACUGCCUUCAAGCUGGAUGAGCAGAAAAUUCCCCCUAAGGGAGAGGAGGAGGAACUGGAGCGUUUGGAGCGCGAGUUUGCCAUUCAGUCCCAGAUUACAGAGGCGGCCAGGCGCCUUGCCAGCGAUCCUCAUGUGAGCAGCAAGAAGCUGAAGAAACAGAGGAAGACUUCUUAUCUGAACGCGCUGAAGAAGCUCCAGGAAAUUGAGAACUCUAUCAAUGAGCACCGGGUCCGCUCUGGCAAGAUGCCUACGCAGAGGGCUUCACUUAUCAUAGAGGAGGCCAAUAUUGGUUCUGAAGAUAGUUCAUUGUCUGACGCACUGGUCUUGGAUGAUGAUGAUCCACAAGUUACAGGAACCCCCACCUUUUCUCCAGUAGCAUCGCCUCACAGGGGCCUCCCCCCUCGACCACCAUCACACAGUCGGCCCCCACCACCUCAGUCCCUAGAUGGCCUGCGACACCUGCACUAUUCGCGCCCUGACUACGAUAAGUCACCCAUCAAACCCAAGAUCUGGAGUGAAUCGUCACUGGAUGAGCCCUACGAAAAAGUCAAAAAACGCUCCUCUCAUUCAAGUCACAGGCGUUUCACCAGCUCUGGCAGUGCAGACGCAGGGGGUAGUAACUCUCUGCAGAGCAGCCCCAUCAGGAACCUCACUCACUGGAACUCUCAGUCCAGCAUGCCCUCAACCCCAGACCUGAAGACCAGGAACACACACUACGUACACUCCACCAGGUCGGUGGACAUCAGUCCCACACGUCUGCACAGUCUCGCUCAGCACUUUAGAAACCGCAGCUCAAGCCUUGAGUCCCAGGGCAAACUGUUGGCGCCCGACCCCGACGCACACCCGCACACUCUGGUGGGCGCGCUCGGCAGCCCUGACUUUUUCCUGGUGCCCGGACGCAACUCCAACGGCUCCGACCCACUGGACGACUGCUCAUCCUGCACCAGCCAAAGCAGCUCAGAGCAUUACUACCCUUCUGGUGGGCCCCCCAGCAGCAACCCCAACUACUCCACACUAGGAGAGGACUCGCCCUCCAAAGCCAGGCAGAGACAGAGGCAAAGACACCGGUCAGCAGGUCAGUUGGGUUCCUCUAAUUCCGGCUCCAUGCCAAACCUGGCAGCUAAGAAUGGUUCGGGUGGAGGCUCGAGCGGAGGAGGGAUGGGUGGGGGACACCACGGAGUCUACCUCCACAGCCAGAGCCAGCCCUCCUCCCAGUACCGCAUCAAGGAGUACCCGCUGUACGUGGAGGGCAGCCCGAACCCUGUGGUGGUGCGCAGCUUGGAGAGCGACCAGGAGGGCCACUACAGCGUCAAGGCCCAGUUCAAGACCUCCAGCUCCUACACGGCCGGGGGGCUCUACAAGGAGGCGUGGGGGGGGGAAGAGGGGGGAGAAGGGACCGGCCGACUCACGCCGUCCCGCUCUCAGGUCGUAAGGACUCCGUCGCUGGGGCGAGAGGGUGGUGGAAGCGGAGGCGCCGGGAGGGCAGCGGUGUCUGAAGAGCUGCGCUGCUGGUACCAGAGGUCCUCGGGGAGCCUGAAGGAGAGGAGUCACUCACACUCGGGAUCUACUUCCUCCGAGACGGGGUCGCAGCAGGGCACUCUGGGACAUAGUCGAGGAAGUAGAGUAGGGACCCUCGCCAAGUGCUCUCCAGCGGCGUCCCCUCACAGCCAGAGGAGUGUGACGCCCUCCAGCGAACACGCAGCCACACCAACGCCCCCCUGUAGCCCACAGCACAUCCUCAACUGGCAGAGCGGGUCUUUCAGUGACAGCUGUUUUCUCAGCAGCCCCUUGUGUUCGGAGCUGGCCGAUGUGCAGUGGUACGGACGUGAUAAGGCCAAACCUGGAACCCUGGUCUGAGACCUUCCCACAGGGCCUAAAAAAAGUCCCAUUGCCCUGUCCUACUGUCCCUGACUACGACCCAUCGACAACCAACAACCUCAUCCUUAAGGCUCCACAACAAUCCCUCCCUGAGCGGACCUGAUGUGAGCCUCCCUCCAUCCACCACCCCUCCGUCACGGCUCAGCUGGAGUGGGACAUACUCGCUGGGACUCGCAGGACAGACUGAGAGGUGCCACCUCAGCUGUUGAACUGUUGCCCUACAGCCCCUCAGAGCCCGUUGGUUACACUCCCUCGCAGAGGGUUCACCGGCAAUGGGGCAGGGAGGAAAAAAGGCGUUAAAAAUAUCAAGCAAACAACAAAACUCAACACAACAUCGGCUGUUCCGUGAUCUGUUUCAUAUCUCAUCUUUCGUCCGCUGACCCGACCAGUGCACUGCCACCCAAUCAGAGGAUACCUGCUGGACUUGAGCCACCAGUUCUAAAAAAUCUCCAGGCCCAUCUCCAGGUGUUGGGUUUCAUCAUUCCAUUAAUGUUGUUUGUCUUUUUUCUUUAUUUGUCCUCGAAUAUGUUUAUAAUCAAAGAAGAUAACCCAGACUUGUGAGAAAAUGUUAACAAUUUUUAACAGACGUAUAGAUGACAUAUUCAAAGUUUCUCAGUUUAACCCACAACCAAAGACAACUUACUGGAUGGCCUGGUCACACCAUGGUCCCUGGGCUGGUGCCAUACAGUCACCAGAGGGAAUUCACAGUGACAAUUUCAGGAUGGUUUAUGGGACUCCAUCUGGGAUAUUGGCGAGGACAAUAGCAAUAACAAACAUUGUACAAUAUGAACUGGUUUGAGUCGACCGUUUUGCGACGGUCGAAGUAAAAGAUCAUUCGCGUGUCACCGGUGAAUCGGGAGUUGGGGUUAUUGGGUUCGGCAUUAAUCAAUGCUUAUUUCAGUGGCUUUGUUUUUACAAUUACGCCAUCAUUUCAUCUGGGCUGUAGUUUUGAUGUACAAACAAGAUAUUCUCACUCUGCCGUUUAGCAUUUGUCAUUUUUCACGGCUGUCGACGUCUGUAGGAAUUACUUGUGGUGAUACUAAGCCUGUUCAAUGAUAAAUCUCUGUAGUGAACCAUCUUUUCUAUCACAAGUGUCUGUUCCUCUCUGCAGGUCUUGUUUCUAUACCGGUUCCUGUCACCAUCUGUCACUCACUCUUUUGUAGCCCCGGGCUUUCAGGUCUUUGUGUCCAUCUCCUCAACAUGACAGGAGCGACCUGACCGAAGACACAGUGUGAACUCAAUCACAGCCAAGACACGCACACCGGAAGUCACAACACACACACAAAAAGUACAAAUGUGCCAAACAUGUUGGUGCUUUACAUUUGUUCUGUAUCACAGCACUGGAAGAGCUGCAAACAGAAAAAUAUGCCCUCGCAGUCUAUAGCCACUGUGCAAUGUCUGUACACAACACAAGCACAACAUUAACCGUGUCUACGAGGGCCGGACAUACAAUUGGUAAAUUGUACUUUUCCACUCCCACUAUUUCAAAGUAACUAUAUAACUUUUAGAGUCGUCAAAAAGGGCAAAAGAGAAAAGUAGAAAAGCCUGAACAACGGACAUAAGUAUUACAUGAAAGUGCUCUUUUUAUUACAACGAGGACAUUAAUGAAUUUCUUGUUGGACAAUAUUUAAUCCCCGCUGCCAGGGCAGAAGUGAAGCCAUAGCCAGAGCUGAAGUAAACAGUUCUUUAACCCACUCGAAUGGAGAGGGUGAUGUUCUCACACAUCCCAAUCAACAAUCAGACAUUCAGAUCACAGUUAGAAAAGCACACCUGGUUUUGUAAGAAGGGAGUAGAACUCUGCAUGUUUCAUUUGUAUCUAAAUUGUUUUCUUUCAUCUUUUCCUUACCACAGUCCAAUACAUUUUGUUUUUUGCUUUUCCAAAAUGUCCUAAUUGUUGGUAAUUCCCCAAGAUGUUGAUUUAUUCUACAUCUCGGACCAUCAUGUGCAAUUGUAAACGGUGCAGCGUGUUUAUUUUUGGCACAGGAGGAACCCUGUGCAUCUACCCUUGUCCCCCCCAUAAUGUUGUUUUUCCUUUUACGCACUCACACCGGCUGUUGUAAUCUGCCACUUUUUUAGACUCCGACGUGGCACUGGAAAGUACUGUCCACUCCCUGCAUGGUUGGUUCUCCAAGAGUUGCCCACCCGCUUCCUGGUCAGAUUUGAUCAGUUUUUACCCCAUGAUUGGAACCAGCUCUCCCUGGUUACCUUAUUAGAGUGCAAGCUUGAUCCUGCUCUGCUCACCCAGUCCACUGUUAGUGUGCUAAAACACAGUCCCAUGCAUGUCUUGCCACUAAAAAAAAAAAAAGAAAAACCCAAAGACAUUCAGCACCCGCCUUCAAUACGGUAACAUUAGCACAUAUUGCUCCAUAGCGUGCCCCAUUUCAACCUUGUGGUGAUCUCUGAGCCCAAUGUGAAGAAGUGUGACGUCUCUUCCCUCUGUAGCUCCAAACACACCGUUUUCUGUGCUUCAUAGACAUGUAUGAGGGUUUUUUGUAAUUCUCCCACGAUAUGAACUCUAUUAUAAGUCUUUUCCUGUAUGUAGGGAGGGGCAGUGUAAGAUUUUGUGGGGUUUUUAACAUUGACAUUCAUUGUUUUUUCAAUGUUCCAUUUUAUAAGAACUGUAUUGUUUUGUUUUUUUUGUUCUGUAACAGUGAAUUCAGGUGCUACAAAAUGACCAGUUACUGCUUUGUCAUGUAGGACUUUGACAUCUUCAUUGUUAUCAAUAGAUUCAUUUACCAGAAUGAAGCUUAUUUUAACAGACAGUUUAAUAGUAGAAGACACUUCCCCAACCAGACAAUAGAGCAUGUAACUUGACUUUAUCAGUUCUGUUCAACUGUAACAAUACAUUAAAGGUGUUGUAGAAAAAAUGUGGAAUUUAUCAAAAAAAUAACUGAAUUCCACAGUUAAUUUAUUCUUUUUUCUAUUAAAAUUUGUAUAGUAACUUUACAUUUUUCAAAACUGUGUUGUUGGAAAUUGAUGAUGAAUUUUCAAGAUGAGAAGCAGCAGUGUCAGUUAUUGAGAGUAAGAAAAAUAAAUUAUUGAUGAAUGUUCUCAA